CUGGUCGAGACGGUUAUGUAAAGUGAUGGGAGUAUGAAGGGAGAACUGUGAUAAAAAGGUCGUUUUCUCUUACCAUAUGAUUAACAAAAACACUAUCAAGAAUACCGUGUCUGUUUUAAUCCUUUUUUAUCAUUACGAGAUGCAACACAACACAAGGGAUGUAAUAAUUCUGUGUUUUUCUGACUGAAGGAAGUUUUUUUUCCUUGUUUCCGAAUAAAUUAUCUGAGUAUUUGUCGAUAUACAUGAUUUGACCUUUACCAUCAUCAUGCUAUCAGUCCUUGUCUCCCCCCUCCCCCCUCUCUUGGCCCUCUUCCUGUCCCAGCCCUCUCUUACUGCCGGUUCUCUCUCACUGCUACACCGUUCGCCGCCUAAGUUGCGUGUUUGGCCUUCGCUCAGUGAGUGGUGGAGGCGGAGUUGGGUCGGUCGUGCUCUAUCUAGAACCUGUGCUGUGUCGAGGACCUGUGCUGUGUCUAGAACCUGUGCUGUGUCGAGGACCUGUGCUGUGUCGAGGACCUGUGCUGUGUCUAGAACCUGUGCUGUGUCGGGGACCUGUACAAUGGAUUAUAGACCUGCAAUGUGAUCAAUGACCUGUACAGUAGACCAAACCUUCUCAGAGGACAGACUUAAAAAAAAUUAUCAUUCUGAAUAUAUCUUUCCCUUCCUCUCUGUUGAGUCUAGUGUUGUACUGAUGGAUCUGUCAUGGAGAAUACUAUUUAAGAUGGCGAGCAUCGAGGUGUCGCUGGGGUGGAAGCGUCGACGGGAGGCACUGUUGGAGACACUGCCCAGGGCAGCCCGGGACUUGGUGCGGGAGCUGGACGCCCUCCACCAGGCCCUCAGGGACAAGGACACAGUCAUACAGUCACUGAAGACCCAGAUUACCAAUUUGGGUGGGACUGUGGGUGGCAGUGGUGAAGGUGGUGGCGUGAUCUCAGAGACAGAGCGUCGCAGCAUCCAGGAUCGGCUCAACAAAGUGCAGGGGGAAAUGGAUGCCAAGAAGGUUGCUAUAAAAAAUCUGAAACUUGCCUUGGAAAAGAUUGAUAUCACUGACAACAUCGACGUCAGGAUCCGUGCUGCUGAACUUGAGUAUGAGCUGGAACGAGAAGAGCUCAACAUUCUUAACCUGAAGGAGGAAUCUUCAGUUCUCAAUGCUCGUCUUCAGGAUAGUCCCUCAUCUUCUACUUCCAACGGAACCCCUGGGUCACAGUCCUCACUGUAUGCCCUCUUGACCUCCACAGGAGGAGGUGCUGCUUUAGGAGGGGCAACAUUGAUGAGUGUUUGCAUCCCUCAUACACCGGGGAAUCCACCUUUCCAUGUCACACCUCGACCACCUCUUGGCUGUGUCAUAGACUGGGCUACAGAUGAUACCAGAUUAAAAAAGGGUGACAGGCUGUUGGAGGUGAAUGGGGAAAAUGUAGUGGGUCGUGCCCUGGAGCUGGUAACCAGACUGAUGGGUUCAGCCCCUCACCUCACCCUGGUCAUCGCCAGGCCCACCACUGGCACUGGUGGACGUAGGGCAGAAGGACGCUUGGAGAAACAGCUUGAGGACAGGGCACGUGAGAUCAAGGAUUUGGUGGCUAGACUUGACAAAGCCCUAAAGGAUAAAGAUACUCUCAAGAGUGACAACACGAGACUCAACCAUCGCAUCGGCUAUCUGGAGGAACAAGUAUCAGACCUGCAGUCAACCCUCAACCGCACCCGAGAAGCUGCCCUCAACCACACAAAUGGGGAGGCCAUUGUCACCACCUCACAGCCGGGGGCUACUGUUAUCCAGGUGUUCCAGAAGGGUGACCAAAAGUUAGCAGUAGCAAGCCCUGAAGUAGGGAGUGGAGAGGUGGAGAGGGCUCAACAGUACCCUACUCUGCCUAGGUUGAGGUCCCCUGACUCUUCAAUAUCUUCUCCAAGUUCCUCCCAGUCUGACUCGCACGACCGUCAUACCCUGGGCCAAGUCGGCUCCUCAAGACCCACAUCUGCAUCUGAUUAUCGCAGACGGAUCUUGUCUCCUCGACCAGACUCCAAGAAUGAGGACUCUCGGCCACCAUCUCGUACAAAACCUGUACCACCUAAAAAACCUGAGCGGCUCAGCCUUCAGAGGACAACGAGUCUCCAAAGUGUGGAAGAAGGAUCGGCAACCUCUCGCUCUUCUACCACCGGUCCCUGUAAUUCCCGCUACAGUGCUCUCCAGACUUGGCCAUCACUGGACACUGAUAUCCAUUGCCGGGACAAUGAUCUUCAGUCUCAGACAAUAUAUGAGCGUGGUCAUGAGAGGCCAAACCACCAUAGCCAUGAAAACAUCUAUGACAGACCUCAAGAAAGAACACAUUAUACUUCACAAGGACAUGACCAUUACUCCUCUAGAUCCCAAGGGGAUGGCAGUGUCCGCAUGAUUAUCAGUGGAAGUCCUGUGUCGGCUGAAGGUCUGAGUAGGCGUCCUAGUCCUCAAGGUGCAGCAUCCACACCUAUAAAUGAGAGAGUGUCUCAUCUGGGCAUCCACAGAGCUCACUCUCCAGAUGCUGCUCUACAUCUGGAUUGCAAUCAACCUGGUGAAAAUGAGCAGGAUGUGUUUCGAGCAGAAAUAUACAACCAUGUCGGUAUGACUACCACCCACUUUACUUCUUCACAUUCACACCACCAUCAACACAACCACAACCACCACCAGCAUUCUACCCACCAUAAUCACUACUCUUUGCACACCUCACACACACCUGUUCCAACAUCAAGAAGUUCUACGCUUAGUGUUGCAACAAGUCCACGACCACAUGAACAGUGGUGCUGAAGAAACUGUCCGUUUUUCAUCAUUCUGAAAACGUCUCUUCAAACUGGACCAGUAUCCAGACCUUCACACAGUGUGUGUGGUAUAAUGAUCUUCACAGUCUAAACCAUUUGUGUCUGCAACAAAAGUCAUGUGAAGAUAUAUAAAAGUUUGCAAUGAAAAAAGGUUCCUGGAUCAAACUUAGUAGAAAAUGUUUAUCAUACUUACAAAUGUUCAAAGAAUUUAUAUUAAUAUACAGAUUAAGAGGCUGUUUCCUCAAUAAUUUAUAGCAGUGAUAAAAAUUGAACAGUGACUUCUAUUCCGAACUGUGUCCAGACCAAACAAGGUAUUCCAGUGAUCUCAUUCAAACUAAAUAAUACAGUUUAGUGCAGAUGUGAGACUACUGUACUGUGUGUCCUUAAAGUUAAAGGUGCCAGGAUGUUAUAAGUUGUAUACAUUUUUAAAUAUUCUCGUCCACAUGUAAAUCUGAAAACUGAUGUAAACAUGCUUGUAUUUUGUACUACAAGGCCCUGGCUGUAAAUACCUCAUUGUGAAAACUGAAAGGAAAAUUGUUCCUGCAGUCUUCAUUGUAUUUUAUAUUAUGUUAAAUGUAUUGUAAAUAUAUAUUUUUUGUGUAAUUACAUUUCAAUAAAGACCAUCAUGUUUUAAGAGAAUAA
Molecule: messenger RNA, 3426 nt
Organism: Homarus americanus (American lobster)
Lineage: Eukaryota; Metazoa; Arthropoda; Malacostraca; Decapoda; Nephropidae
Exons: 9
Coding region: 584-2773 (729 amino acids)
Molecular function (GO): protein binding
Source: RefSeq, a predicted model, not a curated record